Messenger RNA from Myotis myotis, 3171 nucleotides. It is a transcript of the gene CAPN2, whose product is annotated as calpain 2. Bases 136 to 2238 code for a protein of 700 amino acids. The transcript is spliced from 21 exons. The record is from RefSeq and is a predicted model, not a curated record. Gene Ontology annotation, molecular function: calcium ion binding; calcium-dependent cysteine-type endopeptidase activity. Gene Ontology annotation, cellular component: cytoplasm. Lineage: Eukaryota; Metazoa; Chordata; Mammalia; Chiroptera; Vespertilionidae. Gene Ontology annotation, biological process: proteolysis.
CGGGCGGAGCGCUUCCCGGUGAAUCAUCGCCGGCAGCCGCAGUCCCGCUGCCCAGCUCCGGCCCGGCCGCGCCCCUGCCGCGCGCAGCACCGACACCGACUCCCCCGUGCGCCUCGAUCGCGCGCAGCGGACACCAUGGCGGGCAUCGCGGCCAAGCUGGCCCGGGACCGGGAGGCGGCCGAGGGGCUGGGCUCGCACGAGAGGGCCGUCAAGUACCUCAACCAGGACUACGAGGCGCUGCGGGACGAGUGCCUGCAGGCCGGGGUGCUCUUCCAGGACCCCUCCUUCCCCGCCGUGCCGGCCGCCCUGGGCUUCAAGGAGCUGGGGCCCUACUCCAGCAAGACGCAGGGCAUCGUGUGGAAGCGGCCCACGGAGAUCUGCGAUGACCCCCAGUUUAUUGUUGGAGGAGCCACCCGGACUGACAUCUGCCAAGGAGCCCUGGGUGACUGCUGGCUGUUGGCAGCCAUCGCCUCCCUCACCUUGAACGAAGAAGUCUUGGCGCGAGUCGUCCCCUUAAACCAGAGCUUCCAGGAAAACUACGCCGGGAUCUUCCACUUCCAGUUCUGGCAGUACGGCGAGUGGGUGGAGGUGGUGGUGGACGACAGGCUGCCCACCAAGAACGGGGAGCUGCUGUUUGUGCACUCGGCAGAGGGCAGCGAGUUCUGGAGCGCGCUGCUGGAGAAGGCCUACGCCAAGAUCAACGGGUGCUAUGAAGCGCUCUCCGGGGGCGCCACCACCGAGGGCUUCGAGGACUUCACGGGAGGCAUCGCCGAGUGGUACGAGCUGAAGAAGGCCCCGGCCAACCUGUUCAAGAUCAUUCAGAAGGCUCUGCAGAAAGGCUCUCUGCUGGGCUGCUCCAUCGAUAUCACCAGCAUUGCGGACUCGGAGGCCAUCACAUACCAGAAGCUGGUGAAGGGGCACGCGUACUCCGUCACAGGAGCCGAGGAGGUGGAAAGCCGAGGAAGCCUGGAGAAGCUGAUCCGCAUCCGGAACCCCUGGGGAGAGGUGGAGUGGACCGGGAAGUGGAAUGACAACUGCCCGAACUGGAACACCGUGGACCCAGAGGUGCGGGAAAGGCUGACCAGACGGCACGAAGACGGAGAAUUCUGGAUGUCUUUCAGCGACUUCCUGAGGCAGUAUUCCCGCCUGGAGAUCUGCAACCUGACUCCCGACACGCUCACGGCCGACAGCUACAAGAAGUGGAAGCUCACCAAGAUGGACGGGAACUGGAGGCGGGGCUCCACCGCGGGAGGCUGCCGGAACUACCCCAACACCUUCUGGAUGAACCCGCAGUACCUCAUCAAGCUGGAGGAGGAGGACGAGGACCAGGAGGACGGCGAGCGCGGCUGCACCUUCCUGGUGGGGCUCAUCCAGAAGCACCGGCGGCGGCAGCGCAAGAUGGGCGAGGACAUGCACACCAUCGGCUUCGGCAUCUACGAGGUUCCGGAGGAGUUGGCCGGACAGACCAACAUCCACCUGAGCAAGAAGUUCUUCCUGACGACCCGGGCGCGGGAGCGGUCCGACACCUACAUCAACCUGCGGGAGGUGCUCAACCGCUUCAAGCUGCCGCCGGGCGAGUACGUGGUGGUGCCGUCCACCUUCGAGCCCAACAAAGACGGGGACUUCUGCCUGAGGGUCUUCUCCGAGAAGAAAGCCGACUACCAGGUGGUCGACGACGAGAUCGAGGGUGACCUUGAAGAGCUCAAUGUCAGCGAGGACGACAUCGACGACGGGUUCAGGAGGCUGUUCGCCCAGCUGGCCGGGGAGGAUGCGGAGAUCUCGGCCUUCGAGCUGCAGACCAUCCUGAGAAGAGUUCUCGCCAAGCGCCAAGAUAUCAAGUCGGAUGGCUUCAGCCUGGAGACCUGCAAGAUCAUGGUUGACAUGCUGGAUUCCGACGGCAGCGGCAAGCUGGGCCUGAAGGAGUUCUACGUUCUCUGGACGAAGAUUCAAAAGUACCAAAAAAUUUACCGGGAAAUCGACGUGGACAGGUCUGGCACCAUGAACUCCUAUGAGAUGCGGAAAGCCUUAGAAGAAGCAGGUUUCAAGCUGCCCUGCCAGCUCCACCAGGUCAUCGUGGCUCGCUUCGCUGAUGACGACCUCAUCAUCGACUUCGAUAACUUUGUCCGCUGCUUGAUUCGCCUGGAGACGCUGUUCAGGAUAUUUAAGCAGCUGGACCCCGAGAACACAGGAACCAUACAGCUCGACCUGAUCUCUUGGCUCUGUUUCUCAGUACUUUGAAGUUAUACACAAAUUUGCCUGAAGACGCCUCGUGAAAGAAAAUCAGCCACGGACUAAGCUUUCACAGAGAAACUUUUAUCCGGACCUUGAUGACGGGAACAUUUACUUAAACCGAUGAUUAUAGCCGAACAUAACGAUACCAUUUGAGAUAGGAAAAGAUUUGCAUAUCAUUAGACUAAAUGCAAGCGAGUCGCUUAACCCUCGACCGGCUCAAAGAAAGCUUUAAAUCUGUACAUAGGAUACACUUUUUACUUUUACACACGGUCCCUUUAGAGCAAUAUUAAAUCAGGUAAAGAAACAUAAAAAUAAAAAUGCAGGGGUUUUAACAGCUGAGCAAACAUUCAGUCCAUCUCAGAGGACACAGGGUCCUGCUGGGAAUACUGAAAGCAACUUCCAGUUCAAAAAUGCAGCUUCGACAUUUACCAAAGAGCAGCUCAGGGCUCACCCGAUCCCUUAAGUAAAAUCAGAAAUACUAGGACGAUGGUCAACAGGGAUGCUGUCAAGGCCCCUGGAGCCAGUGAGAACGCCCACCGCCGUCUCCGGUUAAACAGGAGGCGGUUUCCAGGACACCGACUGGCAAACAGUAAGUCUGAGAUUCGAGUCCAUGUGUAUCCUACACUGAGUGUUAAAAAUACCGAAGGGAGGCCACGCGUGGCCGCGGACACAGAACACGGGACCCAGGCGUCCAGCGUGCACACCUGUUGUGAUGAAGACAAAACAAGCUGCUGCCUGCUCAAGCUCCCGCACUCAGCCACCUCCAGCACCGCGCACGGAGUGGGGGGGUCGCGCAGGGAGUGGGGGGUCGGGGCGAGGGAGCCCCGGGAGAGAACACAGUUCGUUCCUCGGCUCCCCUGGGGCUGCGCUGACACUAUGGGAAUGCUGCCUUGUUGCCUUACCUGCCGAAUGUGCUGUUAAAUAAAGAGUCGCCUGGCA